CUAAGAGCACCUUCAAGAAGUUGCUUCAUAAAGUUCUCUUGUCAUUGAGACCUGCAAAUGCUAGUCGCACUUGCUACGGUAGUCAACUUCAAGGCACGCAGUGGCGGCGUACAGCUCACACCUGUUCAAUAAAUAGGUGGUGUGCUCGUUCCUCAUUUUGCUGUGGCCCAAAGUGAGCCCUUCAACCUUCGGCGGGCGGGAUGCGGCCGUGCCUGUAAAGGGAGUUGGACCUUGACAGAGAUCAGGGGAUAUCUGUCGUUUCGGAAGCAGACACUCAUUGCUGAACACCAGGUGUCUGGUUCUUGCUGACCUGUAUCAAAUAUCACAAACAGACACGCAAAAAUGGUGGAGCUUACGAAGGAUGCUAUUCAGCUCAUUCAGGCUGGGCAGACAGACCUGCAGGCAGUGGUACAGGUCACUGAUAUCAAGCCUAUUGGCAACCAGUCAGGCCCUCAGGAGAGGUUUCGGCUGGCGCUGACAGAUGGGAGUCAGAUUCAGCAGGCGAUGCUGGCCACACAGCUGAACGACUUCGUUAAGACCGGGAGAGUGAAGAAGAACUCCAUCCUUGUGUUGCAGGAGUACAUCUGCAACACUGUGCAGAACCGCAAAAUCAUCAUCGUGCUGAGUUUGGAGGUGCUUCAGCUGGACGCAGAGCCCCUGGGUCCUCCGCAACCAGGACCAGCAGUUCCCGGAUCAGUCAUCAACCCGGGAGCUGGACCUAACGGCUUUCAGGCACAGCAGGGGCCCCCUCAGGCUAGUGGUGGCUACCAGGCUGCGCCCCCAGCACAAGCUCCCCUCACCCCUGGUUACGGCAACCCCGCGCCUCCGUCAAACCCUUAUGCCAACGCUGCCCCUGCUGCGGCUCCUGCAUACAAUUCGGGCUAUGGCCAGGCCAAUGGAGGGUACGGACAGCCGGCUGCGAAUGGUUUUGGAGGGGGGGGCAUGGGCCGAGGCAUGUCCAUGGGCGGCAUGGGGGGCGGUAUGGCUGGUGGAAUGGGGGGGGGUAUGGGUGGGGGCUACGGUCAAGGCAGGGGUGCGAUGGGGGCGCCUGCGACAGCCCCCCAGUAUUCAAGCAGGGGUCCGAUCGCCAGGAACCAGGCGCCCGCGCGGAUUGCUCCGAUAUCGAGCCUGAACCCCUACCAGAACAAGUGGACCAUCAAGGCGAGGGUGACGCUCAAGAGCGACAUCCGGCGCUACCACAACCAGAAGGGCGACGGGAAGGUGUUCAGCAUCGACCUUCUGGAUUCCGAGGGGGGGGAGGUGCGCGCCACGUGCUUCAACCAGACGGUGGACAAGUUCUACGAGCUGUUUGAGGAGGGGAAAGUGUACCUGAUCACCGGGGGAUCCCUGAAGCCGACCAGGAAGGAGUUCAACCACCUGAAGAACGAGUGGGAGAUCAUGCUAGACAACAACACAGUCGUGCAGCUGUCCAUGGACGAGGACGGCAGCAUCCCUCAGCAGGUCUACGACUUCAAGACCAUCGACGUGAUCGAGAACGAGGCCCGCGAGUCGAUGGUGGACGUGAUCGGCGUGGUGGAGACUGUCCUCCCGACCAACAUCAUUACCCGCAAGGACGGGCGCGAGACAGAGAAGCGCUCGCUGACCAUUAAGGACACGUCCGGCAAGUCCGUCGAGGUAACGCUCUGGGGCAGCUUCUGCAACCGGGAGGGGCAGCGGCUGCAGGACAGUCUGGACAAUGGGCAGCACCCCGUGCUCGCGGUCAAGGGCGGGCGGACGAGCGACUUUAGCGGGCGCACGAUUGGGACGAUCUCGACGUCACAGCUGGCCAUCGACCCCGACAUCGUGGAGGCGCACAGGCUCAAGGCUUGGUACGAGAGUGAAGGAAGGAGCCUGGCGCCGCAGAGCAUCUCCCGUGAGGCAUCUGGCGGCCGGGAGACCAGAAAGUUCGUCGCGCAGAUCAAGGACGAGGGGCUGGGCCGAGGGAACAAGCCAGACUACAUUGCUGUGCGGGGGACCAUCGCCUUCAUCAAACAGGAGAACCCGUACUACGCGGCGUGUCCGAACAAGGUGGAGGGCGACCGGCAGUGCAACAAGAAGCUGACCCCGUCGACGGGCGGGUGGGCGUGCGAGCGGUGCAACCGGGACGACAUCCCGGCCCCCGAGUACCGCUACCUGCUGGGCGUGCAGCUCAAGGACCACACCGGGGGGGAGUGGGUCACCGCGUUCCAGGAGACCGGGGAGGACAUCAUGGGCAUGAACGCGGGGGAGCUGUACAGACUGAAAGAAGAGGCCGACAACACGGGGAACAAUAUACCGUACACAAACGCCUUUGUGAACGCCCAGUUCGAUCACUGGCUGAUGAAGCUCAAGGUCAAGGAGGAGACGUACAACGACGAGCGGCGGAUCAAGGUCCAAAUCAUCAAGGCAGAGAAGGCCGACUUCGCGACCGAGAGCAAGGUCGUCGCUGAGCAGAUCGCCAAGCUGAGUCGUGCACGUACGGAGGUUCGAGCUAUGCCAACGGCACCAGCGGGGGCGGGGGCGGGGGCGGGAAUAAAUGCUACCGGUGCGGUCAGGAGGGGCACUUCGCAAGCUCGUGCCCGAGCGGAGGCGGCGGUGGGGAGCGUUACGGCGGCGGCGGUGGUGGAGGAGGAGGAGGAGGGGGCGGUGCUAAGAGCGGAAGCUGCUUCAAGUGCGGCGAGCCGGGUCACUGGAGCUCACAAUGCCCAUCUGGUGGCGGUGGCGGGGGAGGACGGGGUGGUUACGGAGGCGGUGGCGGCGGAUACGGAGGCGGUGGUGGCGGGUAUGGAGGUCGAGGCAGAGGGUAUUAGAGAGCGGUCCUAGUGUACGUGCAUUGGAAGUCAAGGUGUCGCUGUGCGUCCUCUGCAAUCGAUGUAAGAUUUCAAUGCAGAGGGUUGCUGUGUCUGAGAAAAGUCUGUGCUGUUGUCUACUCGGUCUUAGGCUUUUACGGAGCGAAAACUUUGAAAAGCAUGGAUAGCAUCUGCGUAUGUUCCAUAACCGGGACCUUGUGGCAAUCGUGUGCGUUACUGAGCUGAAUUAUGACGUAUCAAUCUGCACCACGAUUGACGGCAGAAUUACGACCUGGG
Messenger RNA from Klebsormidium nitens, 3065 nucleotides. The record is from the annotation of a GenBank genome assembly. Lineage: Eukaryota; Viridiplantae; Streptophyta; Klebsormidiophyceae; Klebsormidiales; Klebsormidiaceae.